ACUGACUUUGUCUCUUUUGGAGUACUCCCACAAAGCAAGCAGUGUGGACCAAGAUGAGGACCUGUUCUCUGCUUCUGUUGGUUGCAUUUAUAGCCCUGACCGAGUCUUUCCAUGGAAGACACCACAGGCGUGACAAGCGGGAGCUUUUGGUGCGUGCCAAGAGAAGGUGGGUUUUGUCUACAAUUGAAAUACAAGAGGAAGAUUCCGGGCCAUUCCCGAAGGAAAUUUCGCAGAUGUUUAAUGACCAGACGCAUACAGACGAGUUCUUCUACGAAAUCACUGGAAAUGGUGUGACGGAGAAGCCGAUGGGAGUGUUCAAAAUCAAUGAAAUUAACGGAAGUGUCUAUGCCCUUAAACCUAUCGACAGAGAAACAGAUGAAUCCUUUCAUAUCAAAUUUAAUAUAUUGAGUAAAGCGGAUCACAAAACAAUAGACAAGCAACUAGCUUUUGAUGUAGAAAUAAAGGACAUCAAUGACAACGCCCCGAUUUUCCUCCAGUCUAAAAUGGAUGUAGGAGGUGAAGGAAAACAUGAAGGAAGACCGUUAGCGAAUUUGAAAGCCGUGGACAAAGAUCAGAGCAAUACAAUUAACUCAACAUUCACCUUCAGCUUGGAACAGGAACCAAAAGAGCCCAAGAUUGAGUUGAAGCAGGUGAAGGAUGUGGCCCAUCUCACAUUUAAAGGAUGUUUCGAUUACGAUAAAGUAAAGAAGUAUGACGUUAUUGUUCAAGCCAAAGACCAUGGAGACCCAUCCCUAUCAUCCACGGCUUUCAUUACUCUCAACAUUAUUGACACCAACACUCAUGCACCGACCUUCAGGCAGAAGAAGUACCAAGGUGAGGUAUCCGAAAUGAUCACCAAGAACGACAUUUUGAGAAUUGCAGUAGACGAUAAAGACACUCCUAAUACUGCUGGCUGGCGUGCCAAAUACAUCUUCAUGAAAGGGAAUGAAGACGGAAACUACCAAAUUGAUACUGAUCCCGUAACCAAUGAGGGCAUUUUAAGUGUUAUUAAGGGCAAGGAUUUCGAGAAGACAGAAAUAACUUAUCUCCUGGUUGAAGUAGAGAAUGAUGAACCCUUAACUCUUUGUAAAGACAAUAAACUUGUCGGCGCAAGCGAACAUCCACCUCGAGAUAUAGUCAACAUCACUAUGAAAGUGAUUGAUGUCAAUGACGCACCUGUCUAUGAGAAAAACAUAUUUCACUUGUACCUGAAGGAAGAGGAACCGCCAGGAAAGGAGAUUUUCACUCCAAAGAUUACAGAUGUCGACUCUGUCUUAUCCAAAGUCAGGCAUGUGCUGUUAGAAGAUCAAGGGAAAUGGAUGACCAUUGAUGCGAAAACAGGAACAAUCACAACAGCUAAAAUCAUGGACAGAGAGUCAGAAUUUGUUGAUGAAAACAGCGUUUACAAAAUCGUCCUUGGUGCCAUAGAUGAUGAUGAGCCUCCAGCCACAGGUUCUUGCACAGUCCUGAUCCACCUCAAGGAUAUCAAUGACAACAAACCUAUGCUGGCCAACAAUAGUGCCAUUUUGUGUGGAAACAAGGCUAACAAGGUCAUGGUGACAGCAAUGGACGACGAUGUCCCUCCUUUCAGUGGGCCCUUUACUUUCUCCCUUGUGGAUGAUGACAAAACUGUGACGGAGCGAUGGAAACUAGACCCUUCCUUUGGUGCGCAAGCUGGGCUUAUUAGCCAGACACCACUCCCAUAUGAUAACUACUCAGUGCCACUGUUGAUUCGAGACCAACAAAACGAGAUUACAAGUGCAACUAUGGUAGUGAUGGUGUGUGACUGCGGAGAGGGCGUUGUUUGCAAACCCAAAGAUCCAGUCACAUCCAACCUUGGGAAAGCAGGCAUUGGGCUACUCUUUCUAGGACUCUUAUUAUUUUUGUUGCUGCUCUUCCUUUUGGCGUGUCAGUGUAAAAAGAAGGAUAUGGUCAUGGUGCAGGAUGAGGGCAACCAGACCCUCAUCAAGUACAACCAGGAAGGCGGGGGCUCUGCUUGCCAGGCUGAGCCCACUCUGCUCCUGACACCUACACGCAUGGUGAACAAUGCCCCUAAAAUGAACACUAUUAAGACUUCUGAGAUAUCUAAUGAAGUGGUCAAGGACACAGAAUUCAACAACAGUCGAAUGGUAGACAUGAUCAACGUCACCUCACUGGGCUCGCAGCAACCAAGAAACACUUUCGCGAGCAGCGGGCUGGCCAGGCACAAUACAUGGAAUGUAAACAGGACUAACACCCGCCAGGGAAGCUCAUCAAUGUACCAGCGCUCCGUCAGCCUGCGCUCAAACCAACACAUUGCAGAUCACAUCGACAGGAGACUGUACACGAUUUAUGCAAACCAGUUGGACCAGGUGGGGUACCCGCCCCACGAGUAUGCCUAUGAGGGACUGGGCAGCAAAAGCCCAUCACUGGAUGAGCUGUCACUAAGCAACCAAGGAGAUGAUAUGAUUUUCCUGGAUGAUUUGGGGCCAAAGUUCAAGACCUUGGCAGGCAUCUGUCGACCCACAAUACAAGAAAAGAACAAGCUUUAAAAAAGGCAGCGCUGGACUGAUUUUUUUAUAUCGUUAUGUUUCUCUUCAUUUCAAGUUUGAGAUUGUGCGAUGUUUUGAGAAGGGAAGCACCACAAUGGUUGGAUUUGGUAUGUGUGCAUUGUGGACUUAAUAAUCAGAUACAUUUAGAGCCAUAUGUUAUAUAUUGGCACCGAUCCGAGAAACAGGGAUUAUGUAGGCGAGGCUGUCUUUUUUUGUGUUCAUGCAUUGCAAUAACUUUCAUGCUCUGGUGAUUCUUUAAGUUUAUGUUUUUACAGUGACUGGGAGUGUUUGCUUGUUUUUUUAACUUUGUAACUUUAGGAGAGUUGGGUUCCAGAAAAUCAAUUUUAGUUCUUGAGGUUAUGUCAGGGAAGUAUACUUUUUUAUGCUUUAAAAUUGCUUAUAAAUCUGUGGAAACUUGAAUAUGUCAUAGUAUAUAGGAUGUUUGAUUUCUGUCAUCCACUCAAUAGACCAUGUAUACUUCACAGGUUUCAUUUUGAAGAACUAUAAUUACCUGUGUUGAUUCAUCUUUUAUACUUGCCCACUUCAUGUAGAGGGGGUCAGCUAGUGGGUGUUGGCAUCAGAAAUGUAAUGCAGCUUGUCUGAAGGUAUUUGAGUUGAGUCCUGUUGACGGUUUCACGUAAUCAAAUGUGUCGCUGCCAAAAACAUUGUCAUGUCUUGUUGGAUUUCAUGCGAUGCAAGUUACAAUGGGUUCCCUUCAGUCUGUCAGAAGAAGAAGAGGCAGAACUUGUUGUAUUAAUGUUUGCACUAAUUUGGCACGGAAGAUGCCGUUAGGUGUGGCAGUUUUACUCUCACUGCCAUGCCUUCAAGCACCUGUGGAUUUGUACUACAAAACAAAGUGACAAAAAAGUAUUCAAAGUUCUUGUAGCCUGUUUUAGCGUAGGGGAGAAGGGGGUAAGUUGAGCCAGUGGGUAAGUUGAACCACCCCCUGUAACCAGGCAACGCCUUAUAGUUGUAAUCACGUGACCAGAAAUUAUGCAAGCUUCUCCCAUUUAUCAUUGCCUGUGAAAGAGAGAUGCUCAUUGUGGUCUGGUAAGCAUUUUUACAAAAAAACGUUUUUUGCUUGUCAAAGUACAUUUUCUAGAUGUCAGCUAUAUCGGCUGUCAUGUCAAAAAAAAUGUAUCCAGGUUUAAACAAAUAUAUUGUAUAUGUUGAUGUGUUGGCAGCGUAUUAAACCAUGUGAGUCAUUAAGCUAAAGAUGACUCUGAAUUGUAAUGCUAGACUAUUUUUUCUAAAAUGGUGGCUAUGGGGUAAAGUGAACCGUGGGCCUUGGGGUAAGUUGAGCCAGUUUUUCAAUGGAGAAAUUAAUGAAAGUAGGCCAAGUUGAUAAUAAGAGCUCAUUGUAGGCUACAUUUAAAGUUGAAUUUACCCUGUGUUUGAUUGGUAAGAUGUAUGAAAUUGUAUCACCAUUUGUAUGAUUACUUUUCCUUUUAUUAACAUGUUAAAAAAAAUCAAUCAAUUCAAUCGAAAUUUAUAUUAAAAAUAUUUGAAAAACUAAA
Messenger RNA from Trematomus bernacchii (emerald rockcod), 4048 nucleotides. RefSeq names its product cadherin 26, tandem duplicate 1 (gene cdh26.1). Gene Ontology annotation, biological process: cell-cell junction assembly; cell morphogenesis; adherens junction organization. Gene Ontology annotation, cellular component: plasma membrane; adherens junction; catenin complex. The record is from RefSeq and is a predicted model, not a curated record. Lineage: Eukaryota; Metazoa; Chordata; Actinopteri; Perciformes; Nototheniidae. Gene Ontology annotation, molecular function: cadherin binding; calcium ion binding.